This is a messenger RNA of Trichoderma virens Gv29-8, 1338 nucleotides long. RefSeq lists its product as uncharacterized. Lineage: Eukaryota; Fungi; Ascomycota; Sordariomycetes; Hypocreales; Hypocreaceae. Gene Ontology annotation, cellular component: vacuolar membrane. Bases 1 to 1338 code for a protein of 445 amino acids. The transcript is spliced from 3 exons. Gene Ontology annotation, molecular function: amino acid transmembrane transporter activity. The record is from RefSeq and is a predicted model, not a curated record. Gene Ontology annotation, biological process: amino acid transmembrane transport.
AUGUUUCCCGGGACACAGGGGAGCGAAAGCAAAGCCUAUGACGUGGAAACCCAGCGUGCCAUCGAAGGAGACGCGCAUUUUCAUCGUCUUAGCUGGCGGCGCCUAACCGUGGUCCUCAUCGUCGAAGCCAUUGCCCUAGGGAGUCUCAGUUUGCCUGCAGCAUUCGCAACGCUAGGCAUGGUGGCAGGCGUGAUUCUCUGCAUUGGCAUUGGCCUUGUGGCCAUGUAUGCGAGUUAUAUACUUGGAGAAGUGAAACUUCGAUAUCCUGAAGUUGCGCACUAUGCGGAUAUUGGAAGGUUGAUGAUGGGAGGAGUCGGGUCGACAUUGUUUAGCAUCAUCUUUGCCUCGCAGCUGAUUCUUAUUACGGGAUCGCAUUGUCUUACAGGUACGAUUGCCUUUGAAACUAUUACUGGGAGUGGAGUCUGUUCUCUUGCUUUUGGGGUUGUUUCUGCUAUUAUACUCUUUUUAUUGGCAAUUCCACCGUCGUUUACAGAGGCAGCCAUCUUGGGGUACAUCGAUUUCGCCUCCAUCAUCAUUGCCAUCGGCAUCACUAUGAUUGACACUGGUAUUCAGAGCUCAUCUCAGCCUGGAGGCUUAGGGGCUUCAACUUGGUCUGCUUGGCCUCAGAAGGAUUUGACAUUUUCAGAGGCGAUUGUUGCGGUCAACAGUAUUGUUUUCGCAUACGCCUUUGCCGGUGCUCAGCCUUCUUUCAUGGACGAGAUGCACACGCCAAAGGAUUAUAUCAAGUCCAUCUGGUGGCUUGGAAUUAUCGAAGUUGUUAUCUAUACUGUCACAGGAGCUGUCAUCUAUGCUUUUGUGGGUCAAGACGUCCAGUCGCCUGCCUUGUUGUCGGCUGGGUCAGUCGUUUCUAGGGUCGCAUUUGGCGUGGCACUUCCCGUCAUUUUCAUUUCAGGCUCGAUCAACACCACUGUUGUGGCUCGCUUUAUUCAUGGCAGGAUAUAUAGAAACUCUGUCGUCCGUUAUGUGAAUACGGUCCGAGGCUGGGUAUCCUGGCUGGCAGUUGUUGGGCUUGUGACGUUGAUUGCAUGGAUCAUUGCCGAAGCAAUUCCCUUCUUUUCGGAGCUGUUGUCUAUCAGUUCUUCCCUUUUUGUGUCUGGACUUUCAUUUUAUCUACCACCUGUGAUGUGGUAUAUGCUACUUAAAGAGGGGAAGUGGUACGAGAAACAGAAUUGGAAGAGUGCCUUUUUUAAUGGCAUCGUCUUCAUUAUUGGCAUGAUUAUCCUCGUCUGUGGCACUUAUGCGAGCAUGGUCGAGCUAAUUCACAAGUUCCAGAGACAUGCCAUAAAUAGGCCAUUUACAUGUCAGUCGCUUGCCUAA